This is a messenger RNA of Aphanomyces astaci, 861 nucleotides long. RefSeq lists its product as hypothetical. The transcript is spliced from 3 exons. NCBI's taxonomy places the organism in Eukaryota, Oomycota, Saprolegniomycetes, Saprolegniales, Verrucalvaceae. Gene Ontology annotation, molecular function: nucleic acid binding. The record is from RefSeq and is a predicted model, not a curated record. Bases 1 to 861 code for a protein of 286 amino acids.
AUGACGCAAGCCUCACGCGAGCUUUCCAGCACCAAGAAAGAGGACGUGAUCCGACGCCUACACCUCUACGUUACGGUGGCAAAUUCACCCACGGCGCCUUCGUCGAAUAACUUGACGUACGUUAGUACAUGUGUGGUUUCCACCACCUGGCGCAAGUUCCGCAACGAAGGAACGACCGAAUCGAACAAGGCAGACAAAGUUAAGCGAAGACCGCGACACACGUCCAAAGCCAUCCAACAGAACGUGGGUGCAGUCCCCAUCGACCAACACUCCACGAUGCGUGACAUUUCUAUCGUCACUGGUAUCCCACUUGGAACGCUGAGCCGGCACCUCAACAAGGGGGCCUUUCGCCGUCGCUCUACACGCAUCAAGACCCUCGUGUCCGACGCCAACAAGCUGGAACGCUUACGUAAUCGUCCUGCUGGCACGUUGGUCUCAACAUUGGUCAACGUCAAUGCCCUGGUGUAUCGAGACUUUGUCAUUAACAAGGUCGUACCAGCAAUGAAGCCAUUAUUCUCAAGCGCGAAGAAGUGCGUCAUCCUACAACAAGACAAUGCUACGCCACAUCGUUCGAUCACGGACGCCGAGUUUGUGUCUGUCUCAACGGACGGAUGGACGUUUGUGAUGCGUAGCCAGUCCCCAAACAGCCCGGACAUGAACGUGCUGGACCUCGGGUUCUUCGCUUCUAUUCAAUCACUGCAGUUGAAGAAGUUGAGCUAUGAGAAACUCGAGAGCGUAUUUCUCACCUUUCAAGCGGUGAUGCGGCUUGUACUCGAGCAUGCUAGCGACAACAAACUUGCCUUGCCCCAUCUGAAGAAGACGGCUCUGCGCCGCGCUGGUCUACUCAUCUUCUCAUGUUGA